Molecule: messenger RNA, 555 nt
Organism: Rotaria sp. Silwood1
Lineage: Eukaryota; Metazoa; Rotifera; Eurotatoria; Philodinida; Philodinidae
Source: the annotation of a GenBank genome assembly
AUGUUUUCUUCAAUUCAACAUUCAUCACCAACUUGUAAAAUCAUUGAAAUUCCCCCAGAUUUAAUAGAAAAUGGAAAAACAUUAUUAAUUGAAGCACAUUAUGAAUUAUUUAUAAAUGGUUCUCAUUUAUCACGGCCAUCACAUUUUAUUACAAAAAGUCAUGGAUUAUGUCUUGUUGAUACACAACAAAAAGAUUUUAGAUCAGAUGCAUAUUAUUAUCAAUUAAAUUCACAGAAUGAUGAUUAUCGUAAGUUUACAUUUUGAUUUUUGUUGUCUUUUUUGAUUAUCUAUCAUAUUAAAUGAUACAUUUUCACUAACAAAUAUUCAAUUAAAUACAAACAUAGCAAUUGAGAAAUAACACUAGAUAAACAAAGACACAGAUCAUAUGAAUAUAUAUAUAUAUACAGGGUUGAAAAUAAUAUUUUGCCAGGGAAGUACCGCUAUAAUUUCAAAUAGAGUAAUUAAUGAAUUUUAUACCAAACGAAAGCGCGUCAAAAAUGGAGUUCAUUGGUACUAAACAGUAAGAGUCAUCAAAACUUUUUAAUGUCGAACUUC